Messenger RNA from Purpureocillium lilacinum, 1662 nucleotides. RefSeq lists its product as uncharacterized. Gene Ontology annotation, molecular function: nucleobase transmembrane transporter activity. Gene Ontology annotation, biological process: nucleobase transport; transmembrane transport. Gene Ontology annotation, cellular component: plasma membrane. The record is from RefSeq and is a predicted model, not a curated record. Lineage: Eukaryota; Fungi; Ascomycota; Sordariomycetes; Hypocreales; Ophiocordycipitaceae.
AUGGCGCGCAAGAGCUUGUUGACAUACCUGGAGCUGCCCGUCAAGCCCGGACAGGUUGAAGCGACGGCGCUGCUCAAUUGGGAUGUGCAGCCGAUUGAGAAAGAGCGGCGGACAUGGGGAUGGACGGCCUUCCUCAGCAUGUGGAGCACCGGGGCGUUCUGCAUGAGCAACUUCCAGAUUGGCUCGAGCAUGCUGAGCUUGGGGCUGAAUUGGUGGCAAGUCAUUGUGCUUACACUGGUCGGCCACAUCCUCGCCGUAUCGCUCAUUCUGGUGUCGGCGUGGCCUGGGUUCGAGUACGGCAUCCCGUUCCCCGUGGCCACGAGAGCUGCUUGGGGGCACUUUGCGACACCCUUUGUGGUGCUGAACCGCGUGCUCCUCUCCGUCAUCUGGGGCGGCAUCCAGGCAUGGCAGGGCGGCCUCAUGACCUACGUCUGCCUGCGUGCCAUGUUCCCAUCCAUUGACCGCAUCCCCAACACCCUCCCAGCAGGCACGGGGACGAACCUGCCCCAAUUCGUUGGCUUCAUCGUAUUCUUCUUGAUCCAGAUACCCAUGCUUUUUCUGAGCCCCAAACGUCUGCGCUAUUUGGUCUGGGCUGGAGCCAUUGCCGGAUUCGUGGUUCAGCUGGGUCUCACCAUUUGGGCUGUCGCAACCAUGGGCGACGCAGGUUUCGGCGCGGUUCUGCACGACGGAAAGGAAGGUGCAUUAUCGAGUUCUCAAUUGGGCUGGGCGUCCAUGUUCUGCAUCUGCCUUACGAUCUCCAGCAUCACCAGUCUCUCGAUGAGCAUCUGCGACUACACUCGCUACAGCCGGUCGGUUAAAUCAGGUGUAUGGGGCCAGGCGCUGUCUUGGAUCCCCAUCUGGCUGGGCAACAUCUUCGGGAUCCUAACCGUCGCGGCCACGCAGCGGCGAUUUGGCGCGGAGCUGUGGAGUGUUAUCCAGCUCUUGAUGGCCAUGCAAGACGCCUCUCCGACUUCCGGCACGCGGGCGGCCGUCUUCUUCUGUGGCCUGGCAUUCCUGGCGGUGCAGCUGGGCCUCAACAUCACCGGAAACAUCUUCUCCGGCGGCACGGAUCUGGCUUCUCUGUUGCCGAGAUACAUCAGUAUCCGCCGCGGACAGUUCAUCGUCGUUGCUGUUUCGCUCGCCAUCAACCCGUGGUAUCUCGUCUCCGCUGCCGCCGUCUUCCUCAGCGUCAUCUCGGGCUACACCAUCUUCAUUGAGCCCUUCCUCGGAAUCUUGACGGCCAACUACUUUAUCCUGUUCCGGCACAAGUUGAAGAUUGAGGACCUGUACAAGUACAAAGACUCCAUCUAUUUCUACGGGUGGGGUGUCAAUUGGCGGUCUGUCGUCGCGUGGGUGUGCUCUGUUGCCCCGCACCUCCCUGGCUUUGUGAGCUUUGUGACCCCGAAGCUGGCGAUUACUACGGGGGCUCGACAGCUGUAUUACAUUGCGCCUUUCACGAGCUUCUCCAUUGCAUUUAUUGUAUCCCUCGCGCUUGGUUACUUCUUCCCGGUCGCGUCCCAAGAGGCGUUUUUGCGCGAGACGACGAAGGCCGAGGCUUUCCGGCGCAAAGAAAACUUCAUCGCUCAUUUGACCACUGGCAGGGGUCUAUCGGAGGAUAUGAUGGAUGAGAAGGAUCCGGAUGCCACGAGCGUGAGGUACUGA